This is a messenger RNA of Haemonchus placei, 234 nucleotides long. The record is from the annotation of a GenBank genome assembly. Lineage: Eukaryota; Metazoa; Nematoda; Chromadorea; Rhabditida; Trichostrongylidae.
AUGUCCUUUGGUGACGAUCCUCCUGAACCACCGAGCUCUCCAAUUUUCGAGACUAGAGGGAAGCACCCUCAAAUGUGUAGGAAUGGGUUACAAGAAGAUCGAGUUCUCAAAAUUCUUCGGAUUCCACUCGUAAGGACUGCAGUCGUGCACGUACUGAGAGCCGAGUCUCCUAGUUGUGUGUGGGUCCGUCUCACCAAUCACAUAACAGACAAUCUAAUUCUUACCGAACCGUGA